Messenger RNA from Populus trichocarpa (black cottonwood), 929 nucleotides. RefSeq lists its product as uncharacterized. The record is from RefSeq and is a predicted model, not a curated record. NCBI's taxonomy places the organism in Eukaryota, Viridiplantae, Streptophyta, Magnoliopsida, Malpighiales, Salicaceae. Bases 217 to 723 code for a protein of 168 amino acids. The transcript is spliced from 5 exons.
AAUAAAAUAAUAAAAAAAAACCGUCCAGUCUCUCGUAUCAACUACCAACCUUCUUCUUCCCCCCUCUUUCAUGAUUUCAUCCCCAUUUCUCAUCCUUCCCUUCCUCCCCAAGUCUAGAGAGAGAAAGGAGGAGGAUUCUGCAAAUACGAAGAGAUAGAAAGACAGGCUUUCGGGAAGGAUCGUCUAAAUAAUUGAAUAAAAAACACUAGGCAAAGAAUGGAGGUUGGAGGAAGAGCUGGGCCUCAAACGACGACGGCGUCUUCUUCUUCAUCAUCGUCCGCAAUGCUACUGUACAACCUUCCUCUCCUCUCUGCCUUGCUCUCCUUCGCUCUCGCUCAAUUCCUCAAGCUCUUCACCACCUGGUUUAAAGAAAAGAGAUGGGAUUCUAAAAGAAUGCUUGAUUCUGGUGGAAUGCCAUCUUCACAUUCUGCAACUGUCACAGCUCUAGCAGUGGCUAUAGGUUUGCAAGAAGGGACGGGAUCGCCUGCUUUUGCCAUUGUUGUUGUCUUGGCCUGUGUUGUGAUGUAUGAUGCUUCAGGGGUCAGACUUCAUGCUGGUCGGCAAGCUGAAUUGCUGAACCAAAUUGUCUGUGAGUUUCCUCCAGAACACCCGUUAUCCAGUGUUAGACCUCUGCGUGAAUUACUUGGGCAUACUCACCUUCAGGUUGUAGCCGGAGCUAUCCUGGGAUUCAUUGUAGGCUACCUGAUGAGAAAUACUAAUUAGCAGAUUGUGUUUCCAUCAUUUAUUAUUCAGCGUCCCGCAGCAAUUCCAACAAAGAAGAGUGGAAGAGCUGUUGUAUAUUGUAGUUCCAGUUGUUGGGAAAACAGAUGCAGUUGUUGGGAGUGAUGCCUGUAUUAUUGGAAUUUUAUGGAUUUUGUAAUAUAUGUAAAAGUACGUUCAUGAAUAUAAACAAUGCUUCCAGAAUGAAA